This is a messenger RNA of Rhodofomes roseus, 552 nucleotides long. RefSeq names its product N-acetyltransferase. Gene Ontology annotation, cellular component: NatB complex. Bases 1 to 552 code for a protein of 183 amino acids. Gene Ontology annotation, biological process: N-terminal peptidyl-methionine acetylation. NCBI's taxonomy places the organism in Eukaryota, Fungi, Basidiomycota, Agaricomycetes, Polyporales, Fomitopsidaceae. The record is from RefSeq and is a predicted model, not a curated record. Gene Ontology annotation, molecular function: protein-N-terminal amino-acid acetyltransferase activity. The transcript has 5 exons.
AUGAGCGUAACGAGGCCCUUCAAAGCAACGGACAUGUUCAGGUUCAACCAUAUUAACUUGGACUUGUGGACAGAGACUUAUGGCAUCAACUUUUAUCUUGGAUAUUUGUCGCGUUGGCCGGACUUGUGUUCUGUAGAGGAGUCCCCGAAUGGACGUAUGAUGGGCUAUAUUCUCGGCAAGGCUGAGGGGCAGGGCACAGAAUGGCACGGGCACAUCACCGCCCUCACCGUCGCGCCCGAGUACCGCCGACUCUCGCUCGCCCGCAAAAUGAUCGACUAUCUCGAGCGCGUCUCGGACAACAACUACCACGGCUUCUUCGUCGACCUCUACGUCCGGUGUACGAAUACCGUUGCUAUAGGCAUGUACGAGGGGCUGGGGUACAGUGUAUAUAGGAGGGUACGGGAGUACUACGGCAGCUUAGGGCUGGGACGGAACGCGAAGGAUGAAGAGGACGCGUUCGAUAUGCGGAAACCGCUAUCUCGGGAUCCAAUGCGGCGCUCUGUGCGGCCAAAUGGACGAGAGAUAUCUGUCAGCGCUCACGAUGUGUCAUAG